CACUUCCAACACGUCAGACGAUCCAUUUGCAACCUUGCACCAAAGCCUCGACAACAACCUGUCGAAACCACACGCAACUCUCAGAAGCCACCCAGUGGUUCCGCAGACUUGCGGAGCCAGAUUCUCCUUAUGGUGGAAACUACUGGUGUCAUUUCGCCACGACAAUUCUCGCUCCGUACGUGUCAGUCAGGUGGUGACUGAAGAGCUCUAUGGGUAGAACGUUCGACUCGUGCCUGGAACACGCCGCAUCUCUGAACAGAUCUUCUCAAACUUUUGUUCCGAGAAAGCCUCUCUGUUCACCGAUACUUCGGAACAGAACAUCUGGAACUUUCUAAAGGUGACCUUUGAACCAGACACUCGCCGGCAGUAUCUCUGUCUCCUUGGUUACGACACGGAGGAACUAGAUCAAAAGCUGUCGAGAUUUCGGUCGGGCGCCAUAGCGACAGGAUCGGGGGCGGGGCCAAUUGACCCCAGUGACCUUUCUCAGCGUCUCUCGUCUCUUCCUCUGGAAGGACGAGGGAGGAGGAGGGGAGAGUGCGCCUAUAUUGGAGCUUCAAAGGUUUGCUGCUAAUACAGUGAACUCCUCUAAUCCAGACACCAAUGGGACAGAAGAAAGUGUCCAUAUUAGUGAGGUCUUAUUUCAGGAGUUAUUCUACUCAUGUAGAAAAGCUCUGUAGCUUCACUCUUGAAUCAAAACUCUCUCCACAGAUGAUACUCUUCUCCCAAGAAGCCUCUUUCAAUUGCCACCACUGAUGACGUCGAUGGAGCUCUGUCGAAGGCUUUGCUGGUCGGGAAUUUCGAGGCUGCUGUUGAUAUUUGCAUUGGAGACGGACGAAUGGCUGAAGCUAUGGUUCUGGCCAUUGCUGGAGGGUCUGAUCUUCUUCAAAAGACACAACAAACACUCUUCCAACAGCAAGAAACACAAAUUAGUCGCUUGAUGUCAGCCAUUGUCAAUCGGGACUGGACACAGCUGGUGCGAGUCUGUUGCCUUGACAAUUGGCGGGAAGUUUUGGCAGCUCUCGUCACUUACGCAGGUCCCGAUGAGUUCUCCUCCCUCUGUGAUUUGCUGGGAGAGAGACUGGAGUGCGAGGACGAAGGUCGUUACCGUGACAAUGCCAACCUCUGCUACAUCUGCUCCGGGAACGUCGACAAAUUCGUUGAAUGCUGGAACAAGACGGCACGAGGUUCGCAAGUGAGUGCAGUGGCACUUCAAGAUCUGAUGGAAAAGGUGGUGCUCCUCAAGAGAGCAGUGGAGAGAGAGAGGAAGCAACUGACUUCGACCACCAGCUCUGUUGUUGCAGAAAAAUUCAGACUGUGGAUGUACAACCUCCGCGUAUGGAAUCGGGACGGGACCAGACGAGGCCGGCACCGCAUUCCAACGGUCCCAAUUCCGUUCCAAACACUGGUGCUGCCACGACAGCUGUCUCCAAUCCAUACCAACGGACUCAACCAGCCGUCUGUUCCCACUCCCACUCCAAUUACUGCCCCCGUGAUGACACCGCUGGGGGAAGCCCCCAUUGCCGGGCAACAGGCUCCGCCCAUGUCUGGAGCGACGGCUACUUAUCGCCAGUCGUCACCCGCACCUGCUCCAACUCAGCCUCCAGCUCCACAGGUGAUUGAGAAGGCACCCUUACCUCCUGAACACCAGCAAAUGGCCCACAAAAGAAAGACUGAGGACAUUUCCAGGAAGCUGGCUACACUAUGUGACCUACUCAGGGAGUCCAGGAUCUCACCAGAUGUGCUGAUGGGUCUGCACUACAUUGCCCAAGAAGCUGCAGCAGUCAACUACACAGCAGGUCUUUCGAGGUACACUCAGAUGGUGUCUUCCGGAAACUUCUCUGAGAUCAGUCAGCUUCAUGCCAGGAAUCAAGGCCCUGCUCCAGAUGGCCAUGCAGCUACAGAGGGUCCAAAACUAGUCAAGACACUAGGGAUGAUACAUUAGCCAUAUUGUUGGACACCGAAACUCUUUGCUAGGAUAAUAAUAUUAUUAUAUGAUGUACAAUAUUAUUGGAAUCAUUGCUUGGACAUCAUGAAUUG
Molecule: messenger RNA, 2037 nt
Organism: Geodia barretti
Lineage: Eukaryota; Metazoa; Porifera; Demospongiae; Tetractinellida; Geodiidae
Source: the annotation of a GenBank genome assembly